AUGUCAACCACAGGAGAUUUCGCUGGCGCCGCCCCGAUGGCGCCGGCCCCUCACGGCCCAGGGCCGUCCUACCUUCCCAGUCAACGCCACGCCCACGCCGGCCUGACCUCGAACCUCCUCGACGUCGGCAUCCUGAGGAGCACCAUACUCCCAUCAUUCGGCCUCCACUCAGGUCUUUCAGUCGCCGCCUACCUCGCCGGCCGCGCCACCAACCGCCUCGAGACCAAGGACUGGCUUUGGCCCAGCGGCAUGGUCCUGAACGCCUGGUGGGCAGCCAUCGGUCGCCACGUCGCCGACGGGGUUCCCGUGGCCGACGCCUGGAACUCGCUGCAGCGGCCCGAGAAGCUUCUGCUUGCCGCCUUUAGCGUCUGGGGCGGUCGGCUCAUGUGGCGAAUCGCCAGGCGCUCGGUGCAGCGCGGCAAGGAUGAGCCGCGCUACGAGCCGGCAAAGAAGGAUCCCCGGUUCUGGGGCCUCAAGGCCUUCCUAGGCGUCUAUCUCCCCGAGGCGCUGUUCCAGACCGCCAUCACCCUGCCGUUCUCGCUACUCUUCCGCACGUCGGCGCAGGAUCGCGGCGUUUCAUGGCUCGUUGCUGGGGCUGGAGCGCCCGCGUGGAUGAGCGCCGUGGCUGUCGGUGUCUUUGGUGCCGGCUUCGCGCUCGAGACCUUGGCGGAUCUGCAGCUUGACCGGUUCAAGGCGAGGAGCGUCGGGACCGAGACAGAGAUGUGCAAAGACGGUGUUUGGAGCCUUGUUAGGCAUCCCAACUAUCUGGGUGAUGCACUUGUUCACUUCUCUUUCCCUCUGUUCCUAUACGGGAACAACCUUCUUUCCCACCCAUUGGCAGUCUGUGGUUCGAUUGCCAACUACUUGUUCUUGCGCUAUUUUGGUGGGGACAAGGAGAACGAGGCAAGCCAGGAGGAGCGAUACACCAAGGAGAACCAGACCAAGAAGGUCGAUUUCCAGAGAUACCAGCAGGAAGUGAACUCCUUCUGGCCUGGCUUUGAGGCGGUGACGAACAAGUGGACUUGGAUCGUUGCGGGAUGUGGUGUUGCAGCGGCAGCUCUGGAGCAAGCCAUGAGGUAGACAAGGGGUUAUCCCUCAUGGGCAAAAGGAAUUGUCAUGUUUUUGAGUAAUUGCAUUGUAUGCAAUCUCAUUGAGUGUAUAGUAAUGUUUUACGAGUUUCCCG
Molecule: messenger RNA, 1183 nt
Organism: Pyricularia grisea
Lineage: Eukaryota; Fungi; Ascomycota; Sordariomycetes; Magnaporthales; Pyriculariaceae
Exons: 2
Coding region: 1-1080 (359 amino acids)
Cellular component (GO): membrane
Source: RefSeq, a predicted model, not a curated record